Molecule: messenger RNA, 2098 nt
Organism: Aphidius gifuensis
Lineage: Eukaryota; Metazoa; Arthropoda; Insecta; Hymenoptera; Braconidae
Gene: Hsp60A
Product: heat shock protein 60A
Exons: 3
Coding region: 154-1878 (574 amino acids)
Biological process (GO): protein refolding; mitochondrial unfolded protein response; protein import into mitochondrial intermembrane space
Cellular component (GO): mitochondrial matrix; mitochondrial inner membrane
Molecular function (GO): ATP-dependent protein folding chaperone; protein-folding chaperone binding; ATP binding
Source: RefSeq, a predicted model, not a curated record
GCCAGAGUUCAACCAUCAUUUCCGCUUGUUCCUUCUCUGAUCUCAGUACAGAGUAAAAAACGUGUGUUAUCACAAUUAUAUAUUAAUAUUACUCAAAAAUAUAUUUAACAAAUUUCUUUUAUUUAAUUUAAUUACUACUUAAUCAUCACAAAGAUGUAUAGACUACCAGUUGUAUUGAGAAGUGUUGCAUCACGUCAACUUCAACUUCAAUGUCGUAACUACGCAAAGGAUGUACGUUUUGGUGCUGAUGUACGUGCCCUUAUGCUCCAAGGUGUUGAUGUUCUUGCUGAUGCUGUUGCAGUUACAAUGGGUCCAAAAGGACGUAAUGUAAUUCUCGAACAAAGCUGGGGUAGUCCAAAAAUAACAAAAGACGGUGUUACUGUUGCUAAAGGCAUUGAGCUUAAAGAUAAAUUUCAAAAUAUUGGUGCAAAACUUGUUCAAGAUGUUGCUAAUAAUACAAAUGAAGAAGCUGGUGAUGGUACAACAACAGCAACUGUUCUUGCACGUGCUAUUGCUAAAGAAGGUUUUGAAAAAAUAAGUAAAGGUGCAAAUCCAAUUGAAAUACGUCGUGGUGUUAUGAUGGCUGUUGAUAAAAUUAAAGAAGAACUUAAAAAUUUAAGUAAACCAGUUACAACACCAGAAGAAAUUGCACAAGUUGCAACAAUAUCAGCAAAUGGUGAUACUGCUAUUGGUACAUUAAUAUCUGAUGCAAUGAAAAAAGUUGGUAAAGAGGGUGUUAUAACAGUUAAAGAUGGUAAAACAUUAAAUGAUGAACUUGAAGUUAUUGAAGGUAUGAAAUUUGAUCGUGGUUAUAUAUCACCAUACUUUAUUAAUUCAAGUAAAGGUGCUAAAGUUGAAUUUCAAGAUGCACUUGUAUUAUAUAGUGAAAAAAAAAUAUCAACAAUUCAAAGUAUUGUACCAGCACUUGAAUUAGCAAAUUCAAUGAGAAAACCACUUGUUAUUAUUGCUGAAGAUAUUGAUGGUGAAGCAUUAACAACACUUGUAUUUAAUAGAUUAAAAAUUGGUCUUCAAAUUGCUGCUGUUAAAGCACCUGGUUUUGGUGAUAAUAGAAAAGCAACAUUACAAGAUAUGGCUAUUGCAACUGGUGGUAUUGUAUUUGGUGAUGAAGCUAAUCUUGUUAAAAUUGAAGAUGUUACUGCUGCUGAUCUUGGACAAGUUGGUGAAAUUAUUAUAACAAAAGAAGAUACAUUAUUAUUAAAGGGUAAAGGUUCCAAAAAUGAUAUUGACAGACGUUCUGAUCAAUUGAGAGAUCAAAUAACUGAAACAACAUCUGAUUAUGAAAAAGAAAAACUUCAAGAACGUCUUGCACGUUUAUCAGCUGGUGUUGCUGUACUCAGAGUUGGUGGUAGUAGUGAAGUUGAAGUUAAUGAAAAAAAAGAUCGUGUACAUGAUGCACUUAAUGCAACAAGAGCUGCUGUUGAAGAAGGAAUUGUUCCAGGAGGUGGUACUGCUCUCUUGAGAUGUGCACCAGCAUUAAAAUCAUUGAAACCAUCAAAUUCUGAUCAAGCAACUGGUAUUCUUAUUGUUGAAAAUGCUCUUCGUAUGCCAUGUCAACAAAUUGCCUCAAAUGCUGGUGUUGAUGCUAGUGUUGUUGUAUCAAAAGUAUGUGAAGGUACAUUGGGAUAUGAUGCACUUAAUAAUGAAUACGUUGAUAUGAUUGCAAAAGGAAUAAUUGAUCCAACAAAGGUUGUUCGUACUGCACUCACUGAUGCUGCUGGUGUUGCAUCAUUACUCACAACAGCUGAAGCUGUUGUUUGUGAUCUUCCAAAAGAAGAUGCACCAAUGAUGGGUGGUGGUGGUAUGGGAGGUAUGGGUGGCAUGGGAGGUAUGGGUGGUAUGGGCGGUAUGGGAAUGUAAAAAACAACAUCAUCCAAAGACUGACAGCUUUUCAACAAAAUAUGAAAACAAACAUCAGAUUUCUUUUUUUUUAUGUUCGUUCAAAGACAAUUUAGCAAGUUUUUUUUUUUUUUUUUCUUUAUCUUUUGGGUGUUUAUCACGUUGACGUGGUUCAUUUACCAUGAUAAUGUUGAUAAAUUUAAUCACAAAUGCUCCGAAAAUACAAACAGCUAUAUCAACG